GUAUUAUUAUCUGAAGAUAUGAAACUAUAUUAUUAUCUGAAGAUAUGAAAGUGUAUUAUUGUGUGUUCCAGCUCUUCUCCGUGUGGUUCAGGUGUAUGUGUUUGGAUCAGUCGGUGUAGUUUUCCUGAACGCUGUUGCUCUGAUGACUGAACUGAUCCUGAGAACAGUUAAUGGAGUAGGAGCCGUUGGAGAUAUGAGGAUCGUCGUGUUUUCCUCUGAAAUCCUCUUCACUUUAUUUCUCAUGAUUUUAAUGAUAUUUGAACCCUGGAUCAAACCGUGUCUACAGUCAUGUCAGAAGGCAAUGAAGUCUCGUCGAUCUCAGAUCCAGAACCAGAACCAGGACCAGAACCAGGACCAAAUCCAGAACCAGGACCAGAUCCAGAACCAGGACCAGGACCAGAACCAGGACCAAAUCCAGGACCAGAUCCAGAACCAGGACCAGAACCAGAUUCAGAACCAAGACCAGAUCCAGAACCAAGACCAGAUCCAGAAUCAAAACCAAAACCAGAACCAGGACCAGGACCAGAACCCAGCAGGAUCUCAUUAG
This is a messenger RNA of Pimephales promelas (fathead minnow), 547 nucleotides long. The record is from RefSeq and is a predicted model, not a curated record. NCBI's taxonomy places the organism in Eukaryota, Metazoa, Chordata, Actinopteri, Cypriniformes, Leuciscidae.